AUGGAUGAGACAAGACGGGAGAGGGGGAAGGUUGAAGAACUGGCUAUCCAAACUCAAAAACAAAGAGAAGAAAUGGUGGGUUUCAUGGAAAAGAACAACCAAAAGCAGAACGAACUGGAACUCAUGAAUAACAAGAUUGAAAGAGAGAAACAAGACAUCGAAGAAAGUCGGGAUGUGCUAACAAAGGAGAGAGAGGAGCUGGAACAAAUGAGGAAUGAGACACAGCGACAGAGAGAGGAGACAGAAUCUCACAUGGAAGACCAAAGGAAAGAGAAAGAACAUCUGGAACAAAUGACGACGGACAUGAAAAAACAGUUGCUAGAGAUGGAUAAUGACAAGGAAAUGAUAGAAAGCUCAAUGGGUGAACUGAGAUUGAAAGAGGCAGAAAUGGUGAGAGAAAAGGAGAACAUGGAAAACAAGAUGGCUAGACUCAAAGACGAAGAGGAUGGAAUGCGGGAAGAAAUAGGAAGGAAGAUGGACAACUUGAAGCAGGAAAGUCAUGAAAUCAAAAGACUUAGAGAUGAAAUUGACAGUGAAAAGGACCAGCUGAAUGCAAAAUUGCUUGAGUUGGAAAAAAUGCGUGAAGAACUAGAUAGAGAGAAGAAGGAAGUGAAAGACAGGAAGGAUGAAGUACUGAAAGAGAAAGAUCAGUUGGAAGAGAGGCAAGAUAAGAUCAGUAAGGAGAAAGAGGAAUUGGAUAUCAGUCUUGAACUGAUGAAAAGACAAAGGGAAGACUUGACGAGCUUGAAGGCUGAAGCAGAAGCACAGACCGAGCCUAUGGAAAAAGACUGGAAGGAAAAGCUCACGAGGGAAAGACAACAACUUGUAGAUGUAAAGGAGGAGAUACAGAAGGAAAAAGAAGCCUUUGAGAGAAAGAAGGGAUUGACCAUGAAAGAAAGAGAUGAGUUUGAGCUGAUGAAGUCUGAAACCCAGGGACAAUUGGAGGAAAUAGAACAAAGCAAACAAGACAUUCGUGUGGAGAAGGAAAAGCUGGAUCAGAUCAAAGCUGAGUUAGAAAGACGAUCUGAAAACAUAAAUCAGGUCAUGGAUGAGACAAGACGGGAGAGGAGGAAGGUUGAAGAACUGGCUAUCCAAACUCAAAAACAAAGAGAAGAAAUGGUGGGUUUCAUGGAAAAUAACAAACAAAAGCAGAAUGAACUGGAACUCAUGAAUGACAAGAUUGAAAGAGAGAAACAAGACAUCGAAGAAAGUCGGGAUGUGCUAACAAAGGAGAGAGAGGAGCUGGAACAAAUGAGGAAUGAGACACAGCGACAGAGAGAGGAGACAGAAUCUCACAUGGAAGACCAAAGGAAAGAGAAAGAACAUCUCGAACAAAUGAUGACGGACAUGAAAAAACAGUUGCUAGAGAUGGAUAAUGACAAGGAAAUGAUAGAAAGCUCAAUGGGUGAACUGAGAUUGAAAGAGGCAGAAAUGGUGAGAGAAAAGGAGAACAUGGAAAAUAAGAUGGCUAGACUCAAAGUCGAAGAGGAUAGAAUGUGGGAAGAAAUAGGAAGGAAGAUGGACAACUUGAAGCAGGAAAGUCAUGAAAUCAAAAGACUUCGAAAUGAAACUGACAGUGAAAAGGACCAGCUGAAUGCAAAAUUGCUUGAGUUGGAAAAAAUGCGUGAAGAACUAGAUAGAGAGAAGAAGGAAGUGAAAGACAGGAAGGAUGAAGUACUGAAAGAGAAAGAUCAGUUGGAAGAGAGGCGAGAUAAGAUCAGUAAGGAGAAAGAGGAAUUGGAUAUCAGUCUUGAACUGAUGAAAAGACAAAGGGAAGACUUGACGAGCUUGAAGGCUGAAGCAGAAGCACAGACCGAGCCUAUGGAAAAAGACUGGAAGGAAAAGCUCACGAGGGAAAGACAACAACUUGAAGAUGUAAAGGAGGAGAUACAGAAGGAAAAAGAAGCCUUUGAGAGAAAGAAGGGAUUGACCAUGAAAGAAAGAGAUGAGUUUGAGCUGAUGAAGUCUGAAACCCAGGGACAAUUGGAGGAAAUAGAACAAAACAAACAAGACAUUCGUGUGGAGAAGGAAAAGCUGGAUCAGAUCAAAGCUGAGUUAGAAAGACGAUCUGAAAACAUAAAUCAGGUCAUGGAUGAGACAAGACGGGAGAGGGGGAAGGUUGAAGAACUGGCUAUCCAAACUCAAAAACAAAGAGAAGAAAUGGUGGGUUUCAUGGAAAAGAACAACCAAAAGCACAACGAACUGGAACUCAUGAAUAACAAGAUUGAAAGAGAGAAACAAGACAUCGAAGAAAGUCGGGAUGUGCUAACAAAGGAGAGAGAGGAGCUGGAACAAAUGAGGAAUGAGACACAGCGACAGAGAGAGGAGACAGAAUCUCAGGUGGAAGACCAAAGGAAAGAGAAAGAACAUCUGGAACAAAUGACGACGGACAUGAAAAAACAGUUGCUAGAGAUGGAUAAUGACAAGGAAAUGAUAGAAAGCUCAAUAGGUGAACUGAGAUUGAAAGAGGCAGAAAUGGUGAGAGAAAAGGAGAACAUGGAAAACAAGAUGGCUAGACUCAAAGACGAAGAGGAUAGAAUGCGGGAAGAAAUAGGAAGGAAGGUGGACAACUUGAAGCAGGAAAGUCAUGAAAUCAAAAGACUUAGAGAUGAAAUAGACAGUGAAAAGGACCAGCUGAAUGCAAAAUUGCUUGAGUUGGAAAAAAUGCGUGAAGAACUAGAUAGAGAGAAGAAGGAAGUGAAAGACAGGAAGGAUGAAGUACUGAAAGAGAAAGAUCAGUUGGAAGAGAGGCAAGAUAAGAUCAGUAAGGAGAAAGAGGAAUUGGAUAUCAGUCUUGAACUGAUGAAAAGACAAAGGGAAGACUUGACGAGCUUGAAGGCUGAAGCAGAAGCACAGACCGAUCCUAUGGAAAAAGACUGGAAGGAAAAGCUCACGAGGGAAAGACAACAACUUGAAGAUGUAAAGGAGGAGAUACAGAAGGAAAAAGAAGCCUUUGAGAGAAAGAAGGGAUUGACCAUGAAAGAAAGAGAUGAGUUUGAGCUGAUGAAGUCUGAAACCCAGGGACAAUUGGUGGAAAUAGAACAAAGCAAACAAGACAUUCGUGUGGAGAAGGAAAAGCUGGAUCAGAUCAAAGCUGAGUUAGAAAGACAAUCUGAAAACAUAAAUCAGGUCAUGGAUGAGACAAGACGGGAGAGGGGGAAGGUUGAAGAACUGGCUAUCCAAACUCAAAAACAAAGAGAAGAAAUGGUGGGUUUCAUGGAAAAGAACAACCAAAAGCAGAACGAACUGGAACUCAUGAAUAACAAGAUUGAAAGAGAGAAACAAGACAUCGAAGAAAGUCGGGAUGUGCUAACAAAGGAGAGAGAGGAGCUGGAACAAAUGAGGAAUGAGACACAGCGACAGAGAGAGGAGACAGAAUCUCACAUGGAAGACCAAAGGAAAGAGAAAGAACAUCUGGAACAAAUGACGUACGGACAUGAAAAAACAGUUGCUAGAGAUGGAUAAUGACAAGGGAAUGAUAGAAAGCUCAAUGGGUGAACUGAGAUUGAAAGAGGCAGAAAUGGUGAGAGAAAAGGAGAACAUGGAAAACAAGAUGGCUAGACUCAAAGACGAAGAGGAUAGAAUGCGGGAAGAAAUAGGAAGGAAGGUGGACAACUUGAAGCAGGAAAGUCAUGAAAUCAAAAGACUUAGAGAUGAAAUUGACAGUGAAAAGGACCAGCUGAAUACAAAAUUGCUUGAGUUGGAAAAAAUGCGUGAAGAACUAGAUAGAGAGAAGAAGGAAGUGAAAGACAGGAAGGAUGAA
Salmo salar (Atlantic salmon) is the source of this 3763-nucleotide messenger RNA. The record is from RefSeq and is a predicted model, not a curated record. NCBI's taxonomy places the organism in Eukaryota, Metazoa, Chordata, Actinopteri, Salmoniformes, Salmonidae.